GUGGCGAAGGCGUUUAGUUAACAACACGGAGCCGUUUCGCGGGAAAAACCUCCGAUCGAUCGCAGAACCGCAGUCGGAAUUGCAAGUGUUACGUUCCGAACGGCUCUCUCUCGCCUUCCCGAUAAGUUUUAGCAGUUUGGUCUUGGGAUAGAAGGAUACAGUCAGUUUGUGACAUUUUUAAAGUCUUCUUUCUUAUGGAGAUGCUGUCUUCGUGUUACUGUUUUCAAAGUGUGGGAAACUAGAGACUUUUAAAAGUUCUUUUCUUCGUUGAUUGAUCUUGCAUGGAUCCGUACAACACGUAAAUCCAGAUUGUUCAUUACUAAUCUGAGGAAUUGGAGGAAACGGUUUUAAAAUCAUGACAUAGUGAAAAUAAAAGCCGAAACUUUCUGCAUAAGAACCAGCAAUAGCAAUUCACAGAUCUACUAUCACUGGAUUUUAAAUUGACGUUUUUCUAAGGUAAAACCAGAUUACUAACUCCAAAUAUAAAACAUUGAAGCAAACUGUUUCGAAAUCAUAACAUAGUUAAAUGCAGACUUCACAAAAGCAACAAAAGUGACAGCAUUUCUUCGAUCUACUAUUAUUGGAUUUAUAACUGAAGUUCCAAUGUGCUAAUACCAGAUUUAGGAACAAAAAGAAGUGUCUGAAACCAUGAUAUAGUAUAUAAAGCAAAAAGCUGAACAAGACCAAUUCUUCGAUUUUCUGUUAUUGAAUUUUAAGCUACGUUACCCGAUUGUUUGUGUAUCACCAGAUUGGUAGUUUUUAAAAUCAUGACAUAGUAAAUAAAAACGAUCGCCUUAUGCAAACGAAAACCAACAACACCCACAACAAUUCUUCGAUUCACUGUUACGGGAUUUUAAAACUGAAGUUCCCCCGUGUGUGUGUAAAGCUGGAUACUGCCAUUCCAACCAUUAGCGUUGUCGGCGAAAAACAGACCCCGAGGUCGAAAAUGACUCAAGGCGCUACCGACCGGGAAGGACACAGGCGGGAGAAGGCUUCCAGGGCGCGGAGGACGAGCCUGGCGUCCCAGAACAGCUCCGGGAGCGUCCCUUCGCGCGACUCCACCCCCGCCCCUGUUCUGAGCCAGACCCACGCCAAUCUCUUAGCCCCGGCGGUUUCCUCCCACGCGAGAACCGGAUCGUUCCGCUCCAAAGUGGAGACCCAGAAGGACCUGGAGGUUAAGAGCAACCUCCCCAGGAGAAACAGCAUGCCCUCUGUGGCCCACCACCUCCUCGCCGUGCCCGACGGGGAGAACGGACCCCCGGCCGAGAGCAAAGGGUCCCGCAUGCAGCGCGUGCGAUCCUUCAAGACGACCUCCAAGGGAGUUGUCAACCGUGGGGACUCUUUUAAAAAGAAGAGCACACAUAGUCUCAUGUCGACUGGUGCCGUCAGCGACACCGAGAAAUCGCGGCGGAGGCAAGGCGGAGCGGCCAGAGGGUCUAAGUACAGCAACAAUUCCAAUUCAAACGCACCUCAGUAUUUCAAGGUCAUUAUCCUCGGAGAAAAAGGGGUCGGAAAGUCUACCUUGACGCGCCAGUUUCUGACGUCAGACUAUACGGCUUUUGAAGGAGCUGACGCCGGAGAAAUUACUGUAGAAGUCCAGCUAAACGGGGAACAAUCCACCAUUGAGUUCCUCGACCCACCGGGCAGAAUGGUUCCAGUAGAAAUGCUGCAGGUGGACGCAUUCGUCGUGGUGUUCUCGCUAACCGAUCACCAGUCGUUCGAGGCUGCGCGAGGGAUCGUGCGUUACCUUCGUGUCGAUUACGGCACCGAUCGCGCCAUCAUCAUCGUCGGCAACAAAACCGACCUCGUACGGAAGAGAAAAGUUGAAGCGGACGACGCGCGGACGUGCGCCACGACGUUCGACUGCAAGUACAUCGAGACGUCGGCGGCGCUUAACCACCACGUGGACGAACUGCUCGUCGGCUGCCUCAGCCAGAUCAGACUCAAACUGAACGUCAACUUUAUUCCACAGUCCCCGAAAGACAUUAAAAAGGCGGAAAAGAACAAGCGGAGGAAAGGAGUGAGAGGACUCUUCAGCAUAUUCUUCCGCAAAUCCAGCAGGAAGUCCAUAUCCUGUGACAACCUAUACACGUUGUGAGAAUAAUGACGUCAUUGUGUAACAUUGUGAGAGUAAUGACGUCAUUGCGUGACGUUUUGAGACUAAUGACGUCAUUGUGUGACGUUAUGACACUAAUGAUGUCAUUUUGUGAGUGGAGUGCGCCACGUGAUAGUGUAUUUACUUUAUGGGGGAGACUAUUUAGUGACGUCAUUGUGAGCUUGCGUCAUCUUAGGCAUCUUCAGGAGACCCAUUGCUCGUGGACAGUCACUAGACUGGUUUCUGUGUCUGACAUUAAAUGCAUGUAAUAGGAUAUGAUGACGUGGAAACCAGUUAAAUUGUUUGCGAGCGCUCACAUUUCUGAAUACGACACUGGCUUUCUAUAUACGUUAUAAUAAUAGUGAACUCUUAGUGACAGUGACGUCUGCCUAACGGUCAGACUAUCUUACGUCAUUGCGAGUAUUGGUCUGUGUCACGUGACAAUUUCUAAACAGCUUAAAAAGUCAAGUCGGAAGAAGUAUGCCACGUGAUCAUAUCUGCAAGCGAUACGAAUACCGACGUCAACGUGAGGAUAAGUUUCUAUCACGUGACAAUAUAUAUUGUAUUAAAACAAUGACCUCACUAGCUGUCACGGGAUAAUAACAUAUGCUCAUUACGAGAAAAGUAGGUCUGUGUCGCCUCACAGUAAUUCGUAUAGUGAACAACGUGGAGCGUGUCCGAAAGGAACAGUGUGCGUAUCUCAAAAUAAUCACUAAAGUGAAGCAGACGAGGGGAAAAAAAGAAAUGAAACUACAUUAUGUCAACAUAUUCUUCAGUAAAUCCAGCAAGAAGGAUGUACUGCGAUACAAUCUUUAUAUGCUUUGCAGAUUGUAUUUUGAAGUGACAUGCUGAGAUGAUGGGUGUUUACCAAAGAUAAGGCAAUAUUUUCCUAGAAAUUUAGAUAUUUGUAGCUAUUAUGGAAUAUAUAUAUAUAUAUAUAUUUCUGAACAAUGUACAUUUUACCUUCAUUUUCUUGAUCCAGGACGUUUUGAAGGAGAGAUAGGGUGGAACAAAAAAGGGACAUUUGCUGGGCUGUCAGUUCUCGGUAAAUGAUUUUUAUUAUUAACAACAACAAAAAAUAUAAAUAAAUACCAUUAGCAAUCGGAUAUCUUCACAAGGAAGCGUUAAAAGGUCUUUUUCGUGAGGUAAAUUCAGCGUGCGCUAGGGCAAGUACAGUGGCUUGGGAGGGGUGCAUACUUCCAGUCCUAGAGCUCCCCUCCGGACCUGCCACUGCCGAACAAGAAAGCAGUUUUUUUCGGCACCAUUAUACUUUAUACAUUAUACCAAAAAAAAAGAAACAAAAAAGAAAGGAAUACUGAUUUACCAAAUCCUAUGUACAUUACUUAAACCACAGUUCUUGAUGCCCAUUAAUCUUAAAUCUUAACAUUUAUUUCGACCCAAUCCCUAACCAGAUCCCUGGAUCCUAGGUACUCCACGAGUCCAACACUUUGGACUCGAGUACUCGAGGGUCAAACUCGACCCGGACCCGAGUACCCGACACUUACACUGGAUGAUAAUGAGACUAAGGAAUAAAGUAAAAUAGCAUUAUACAUAUUAAUACCAGCGUUGAAAAUGGAUGCCAAAUGAUGCCCAUUGUAUUGCAUUCCACACAUUCGACUUUUCUUUUCCAUCCAUGUCUCAUAGACCUAUAAUGUAACCGGCGGCAAGCACAGGGCAAAAUGACGUAAAAAAUAAAAUAAAAAAUAAAAUGAGAGUGCUCUUCCUUGCACGGGUACUCUAGUCCUGUGAACGGACACAAGUCUUUCCCGACUCGGCCCGUGCUCGAGUACUUAAGUACUCGUGGAGGCCCUACUGGAUCCACCAACAUCGGUGGAUAUAAUCAAUAGUAAAAGAAGAAAAUGAGACGUUUUAUUAUUAUUAUUAUUAUUAUUAUUAUUAUUAUUUUUUUUGUUGUUGUUGUUCUUGUUGUUGCUGAUUAUUCAAGAUACCUAUGUAAUAUACCCGUAUUGUGUUGUUAUACGUAUAGUGUUGUACAUAACUAUAAUAUAUCAACAUGUGAUUGGGCGUGGCUACAGUCUGUGUACACAAAUGACACACAACAAUAAUUUUAAAAACCUAAAAAUGCCCAUAAUAUUACU
Gigantopelta aegis is the source of this 4194-nucleotide messenger RNA. Its product is annotated as GTP-binding protein GEM-like. Gene Ontology annotation, cellular component: plasma membrane. The record is from RefSeq and is a predicted model, not a curated record. Gene Ontology annotation, molecular function: GTP binding; GTPase activity; calcium channel regulator activity. Bases 797 to 2098 code for a protein of 433 amino acids. The transcript has 4 exons. Lineage: Eukaryota; Metazoa; Mollusca; Gastropoda; Neomphalida; Peltospiridae.